Molecule: messenger RNA, 653 nt
Organism: Ruditapes philippinarum (Manila clam)
Lineage: Eukaryota; Metazoa; Mollusca; Bivalvia; Venerida; Veneridae
Exons: 2
Coding region: 103-435 (110 amino acids)
Source: RefSeq, a predicted model, not a curated record
AAGGUCGCAUACUGUAUUGAUUUCUAUAUGUAUAAUUAUAGUUUUUCAAGUGUUUGUAGACAUAUAGCUUCCUGGUUUAGAUCUUUAAAUGCAUGAUUUAAAAUGUCAGAUAGGAGAAAAAGAGAACGGGAAGAAAACGAGCAAGCUGGAUUUAUUGAAAGACAUGACGCGGAUCAAGAGACGAUUUCUAGGUUCGACCAUCCUACAGUCGAAAUAAAACUCCACUGUAAAGCGAUGUUUGAAGCUGCAGACGCUGUUCAUAAAUACGGAGAGAAAGUACAUGAGGAACAGAUGAAGGCGAAGAGUAAACACCUGGAAAAAUAUGAAACUAAAUAUACAGAUUAUCUAGAAGCACUUAAGACUGAAAUGUCUUUCAUAGAUAGUGUAAGUAUUACAAGGAUUAGAGAUCUAAACAUUUUAAAUUAUUUGAAAUAAUUCGUUUGUUACGUUUAUUGCAUAGAUAUAUUGAUAAUAUAAAUAUGCUUAAAUAAAGAAUUGUAAAGAAGAAUAAGGGUUAUGGAAAUAAAACAGCAAAGAUUAUUACUUUAUAAAUAGUGACAAAAGUUACAUAACAUUGUUGUGACGAGGUCUAGUAAGAGAGUUUCUAAAGUAUUACAUAUCUAAUUAAUUUUGUUGCUAAAUUGUGUAAUAAU